AUGGGUAGCAAGGCACCAAGUUGGUCUGACCAAUGGGGAAAUGGUGGGCUUGGCAGUGACGAGUAUGAGGAUGAUGUGAUGGUGAAGAACAAUAAGAGCAAUGGAAGUGGCAAGAUGGCAGAUGCAAAGGCUAUGGCGUCGGUUAGUAUGGGCAAAGCCAAAACAGUUGCAAUCGUCAGUGCCGACAAAGCUAAGUCAGCUGCUGUGGUAGGUGCUCAGAAAGUGAAGAGUGGAACCUCUGCUGGAUUCAAAUGGAUCAAGAAUCAGUGUCAGAAAAAGAAGUAA
Messenger RNA from Lathyrus sativus (Indian pea), 285 nucleotides. Lineage: Eukaryota; Viridiplantae; Streptophyta; Magnoliopsida; Fabales; Fabaceae. The record is from the annotation of a GenBank genome assembly.